CGCGGUGACUACUUGAGAUAAUGUAACGUUACAGCGCGCGUGUCGCGCCAGUACGUUCGGGAACGCGCUCCGGUGAACGUGCGCCGCGCGAGAGAGUCGCCGUUGCGACUCGAGUGCGAGCGACCGUGUGUGACAUUCUCUCCCAUGUGUGAUUGCGCGAGUGAUCACUUGUUAUUUCUCGCUUUCGUCUUCGCAGUCUCACGAAAUAGUGCACCGGACAGAUGUGAGUGCGCGAUCGCCUCUGUGUGUUCGUCAAAGAGAGAGUUCGUCCAACAAAAAAACAAGAGAGAAACGUUCGACCUGUGUAUCGAUCAUCGUGACUAUUGCUCUUGACGUACCCGAAUCGACCGUGCCGAUCGAUUUCACGGCAGAGAAGGCAAGCGGAAAACGACAACAACAUGAAAAGGUCGGAGAUCAACAUUUUCCCGAGCAUGGAGCCCGUAGCGUCUACGAGUCGUGCCGACAACUCUCAGAUUCCGCGGCCGCUCAAGGAUUCAGAAAAAUUCGCCCCGAAACUAAAGAAAUUCUGCGACAACACGGUCCAUGAAGGAGUGUCCGUAGCCGCUCGCAAGGCGCGCUUUCAGAGGAACGAACCUUCCGUGCUGCUAAAAUAUCGCAACAAUAAUAUGCCGACGACCAGCAACGGGACACAACGCACCGAGAUGAAAAGGUUACCGGGGAAAAUAACUGCAUCACCCAUCAACAUAACCGAGUGGCUCGGGGAGGAGGGCAAAUUGAACCCUUUGGAGCCGAAACACAUACAACAAGAUCGUGUGCUUGAUGAUUAUAAAUCGAGCAGAGAGCAUGCGAAUUUGCAGAGGAAGUACGAACAAUUGCAGAAGGAACACAGCACGCUGCGGGCGAAGGUGCAAGAGAAGGAGCAAAAGUUGGAAAAAUUGGAGACAGUUUCCAAAGGGGUGUGCAGGGAGUACGAGCAGCUGAAGUAUCAGUAUGACGUGGAGACGAGCGCGAUGCACAAAGCCAUGCAGCAGGCGUCUCAGUGGUACAGACAAAACCGUGAGCUCAAGCGUAAGUCACAGAUUAUGGUGCAGAAACUUCUGCACAGCAAUCCCGAGGAGUCACUGGACUUGGACGUGUCCGACGAAGUGGACGCAAACUUCGAGGAUGUCGAUCAGCUGAGGCAAACGGUGAAGGGUAAGCGUGAUUGCUUCCGAUGCUUAUCUCUCCGUUCCUUAGAGGUGAAAGUCGGCACUUGCAGCACCAGACAGACUAGGGAUCCAUUUUCUUUUUUCUUUCGAAAUUGCUCGAUACGACGUCGCUCGCGAAAACUGAGCGGCGAGAUAGCGCGGCUCCAAACGGAACUUCAUUCCGCCCGGCUUCAGGAAUUCGAAGCGCAAGAGCAGGUGACGCAUUUGACCACACAGCUGGAGGAGGAAAGGGCCUUCCGACAGAAUGGCGAGGAGAAAAUUAACGUACUGCAAGUGAACAAAGAGAACAUGGAGAGAGUCACGAAAAUGGUGGCCAAGGAGGUGCAAGCUCUGAAGGCGCAGUGCGAUCGCGAGAGAGAGAAUGCGAACAUUUUCAAGAAAGAGGCUGAAAAGAUACAAAAGGAACGAAACGUCCUGGCGCACCAAAGCGCACUUCUCAUGGUCGACGUCGGGGACGACCCGAACGGCAGACUGUUAAGCGUGCUGCAAGAAAUGGAGUCCCUGAAGAGACUGCUGGAGGAAGAGCAGCAGAGUCACGUGUCCCAGGUGCAGAUGCUCCAGGAGAAAUUGGAAGAGAAAGAGUCGAACGUGGAGUUCGAAAUAGUCGAGGAGAAGCUGAAACUCGCAGAGUCCGAGCUGGAGAUGAUGCUUCAGAGAGCCGAGAGGGCCGAGAAAUCGGUGGAGGAACUGGAGAGCGUGGUGUGUUGUUUAAAACAGAAAGUCAGCGAGUUGGAGGAGAAAGCCUCGAGGCCGCCACCGCCACCUCCUCCGCCACCACCGCCGCCGCCGCCGCCGCCGCCGUUGUCGUCGUCGUCGAUGUCGGCGGCUGGACAAUCGACGAUAAAACUGCUGAUCAAAGAAAGAUCGGCCGCGAAACCCACGGCCGUAAGCGAAAUGGAGAAUAUGCUCGGUAUCGCGCCGAAGAAAACGCCCGCGGUUGCGCAACAGCCCGUUAUCGACGAUAUCAUUAAUCAGAUCAAAGGCGGGCGUUUCACGCUGAAGCAAACAGACAAACAAAGAGAAGAGGAACGAAAGAGACGGCAGGAGGCGGAGAGUGCGCCGCCAGCGGUUUCCGAAAUGCUGAAUAUUCUUGGUACUAUGAGGCGGAGAGCCAAGCCAGUAAGACAGUCGAUCAAGCCUCCAGACGCGACAAUGUAGUACAACCAAAGUUGCCUCUAAACGGAAGUAAUCUACUAUUCCAAAAAGGAGUUCGUUGAGUCUCAAACGAUUGACUAAAGUAUACAUACACGUUAUUGUUAUUAUUACAUUUCACUAAGAUAUAUAUCUUAAAUUCGUCGUAGAACUUCGUUGUUUCACAUGUAUAUUUUUAUAUAUACAUGUAUAUAUACAUAUAGGUCUGCCUUGCUCAAUCAAAAGUCGCGCAGUAUAUUUAUAUUCGAUAAAAGUUAACUUUUGUACCGCUAUAUGAAAAUGUGAUCGAAGUGCAAUGAUGUUUUAAGAUGCAAAGACCGUCGAAUAUCUCGCGAAUGUAACAUCUUAAGGUCAGGAGAAAUAAAGCUAGAAAAAUGUAAGAGUGUGAAAGUAGGCGGAAAAUACAUGGAAACAGUUUGCAGUAAGCAUUA
Harpegnathos saltator (Jerdon's jumping ant) is the source of this 2752-nucleotide messenger RNA. RefSeq names its product shootin-1. Gene Ontology annotation, cellular component: cytoplasm; axonal growth cone; cell leading edge. The record is from RefSeq and is a predicted model, not a curated record. NCBI's taxonomy places the organism in Eukaryota, Metazoa, Arthropoda, Insecta, Hymenoptera, Formicidae. The transcript has 10 exons. Gene Ontology annotation, biological process: neuron projection morphogenesis; positive regulation of neuron migration. The coding region runs from base 399 to 2327 and encodes 642 amino acids.